Molecule: messenger RNA, 2390 nt
Organism: Manihot esculenta (cassava)
Lineage: Eukaryota; Viridiplantae; Streptophyta; Magnoliopsida; Malpighiales; Euphorbiaceae
Product: probable WRKY transcription factor 31
Exons: 4
Coding region: 107-2152 (681 amino acids)
Biological process (GO): regulation of DNA-templated transcription
Molecular function (GO): sequence-specific DNA binding; DNA-binding transcription factor activity
Source: RefSeq, a predicted model, not a curated record
GCUAUUUUACUACUGUUUGGUCUUCUUCUAAGGUCUCAAUAUCCAUUUUUAUUGCCGAGUCCAUUGCACCGUUCAAAGCCUUACAUCUCUCUCUCUUUCUUGAUUUAUGGCCAAGGGAAUGAGCAGUGGACUCUCCAUUGAUUCAGAUCUAAUCACUUCUACUUUCUUCUUCCACAAUCCCACUGUGCUCAAUUCUUUCUCUCAAGAAAAUUUCAAGAAUCCCAACAACUGUAAUAACCUCACUCUCAUGGAUGCUUCUGCUUCUGCUUCUGCUUCAAGGUCUCCUCCUCCCACUAUUCAAUUCCCAGUCAAUCUUAAUUCCACCACUCUUCACAAUCAUGAUGAUGAUGAUGAUGAUGUUUCUUUACCUUCUGAUGACAAUAAACGGAUGGUCAUCGAUGAGAUGGAUUUUUUUGCAGAGAAACAGCAUGAUGAUGAUGUUAAGAAUUCUAAUUCCUUAUCCCAUGAUUUUAAAGACCCUAAGAGUCCUACUCGAUUGGAGUUUGACGUAAACACCGGUUUGAAUCUCCUUACUACCAAUACUAGCAGUGAUCAAUCGAUGGUGGAUGAUGGAAUAUCGUCGAACAUGGAAGAUAAAAGAGCUAAAAGUGAGCUCGCAGUUCUUCAAGCAGAGCUGGAGCGAAUCAAAGUGGAGAACCUACGAUUAAGAGAUAUGCUAAAUCAGGUUACCAUCAAUUACAAUGCGUUACAGAUGCAUUUAGUGACAAUUAUGCAGAAUCAAAAGCCUCGAGAGAACAAUGAAGAGCAUGAGCAAGAUGGGUUAGACAGAAAACUUGAAGAAAAUAAGAAACAUAGCGGAAAUGGAGCAGUGGUUCCUCGACAGUUCAUGGAUCUUGGUCUGGCUGCUGCUGCCCCUCCUGGUGGUGGUGGUGGUGGUGACACUGAUGAGCUUUCUUUAUCAUCAUCGGAAGGAAGAAGUGGCGAUCGGUCAAGGUCACCGGGAAAUAAUGAAGACAAUCGAAAUAAUAAUGAAGAUGGGAUGGUGUUUGAUCAAGAAAAGAAGGGGAAUGUUGGUAGAGAAGAUAGUCCAGAUCAAGGAUCCCAAGGUUGGGGUCCUAAUAAGGUUGCUAGAUUUAAUUCCAAUAAAAGCAGUGUUGAUCAGACAGAGGCUACAAUUAGAAAGGCUCGUGUGUCGGUCAGAGCUAGAUCAGAGGCUCCUAUGGUAAUCAAUGGCAAUUUGAGAUUAGUUCUAUGGCUGAAAUUUAACCUUUCUGAAUUGAUUUUAAUUGGGAAAAUUGCUGAACCUUUCUGUCAGAUAACUGAUGGAUGUCAAUGGAGGAAGUAUGGACAGAAGAUGGCCAAGGGAAAUCCAUGUCCUCGAGCUUAUUAUAGAUGCACAAUGGCUGCUGGUUGCCCAGUUAGAAAACAGGUACAAAGAUGUGCAGAAGAUCAGACGAUUCUUAUAACGACAUAUGAGGGAAACCACAACCACCCUUUGCCUCCAGCCGCCGUGGCAAUGGCAUCGACAACUUCAUCGGCGGCAAGAAUGUUACUGUCAGGAUCGAUGUCUAGUGCUGAUGGAAUAAUGAACCCAAAUUUCCUGACCAGAACACUCCUACCAUGUUCCUCUAGCAUGGCAACAAUAUCAGCUUCAGCCCCAUUUCCAACUGUUACAUUAGACCUAACCCAAAAUCCAAACACAAACCCAUUACAAUUCCAAAGACAACCAAGUCAAUUCCAAGUCCCAUUUCCAAACCCAUCUCAAAAUUUUGCCAAUUCUCCAGCUGCAGCAUUGCUGCCUCAGAUUUUUGGACAAGCUCUUUACAAUCAAUCUAAGUUUUCUGGGCUGCAAAUGUCUCAAGACUUGGAAGGUAAUAAUAAAUUAGGCCACCAAUCUCAAGCACCAGCAGCAAUCCAUCAGCAGCAAGGACAGCAAAAUUCAUUGGCCGACACAGUCACUGCUGCAACUGCUGCCAUUGCAGCUGAUCCCAAUUUCACUGCAGCUUUGGCAGCUGCAAUUACUACAAUAAUUGGAGGUGGUGGUGCUCAACCCUCCAAUAUAACUAGUAGUAGUGCCGCUUCUAACACCAACCUCCUAAACAUCAGCAAUUCCAAUGGCACUAUAUCUACUACCAUCACCAAUGGCAAUGGCAACAAUAAAAUCAACCAUUCAAGUUUUCAAGGAAAUUGAUGACAAAUAUUUUUCCUUUUCCUUCCUAUAAUUUCCUUUUUUUUAAUUUUUUUUUUCCCUUUUUCCCUUUCUGAUAGGAGGAAAAAAGACCCAUAUGAUUACACAAUUGUUCAUUAUAUUCUUUGUUAUUUGAAUAAUUUGUUUGCAAUUGUAUGUCAAUAGAAAGUUAUUUAAAAGGAAUAAAAAUAGAGAAAAGAAAAGUGAAGAAUAUCAAAAAGAAGUCGUUCAUUAUGCUUUA